Messenger RNA from Oncorhynchus masou masou (cherry salmon), 1824 nucleotides. Its product is annotated as polypeptide N-acetylgalactosaminyltransferase 9-like. Bases 1 to 1824 code for a protein of 607 amino acids. The record is from RefSeq and is a predicted model, not a curated record. The transcript has 10 exons. Gene Ontology annotation, cellular component: Golgi apparatus. NCBI's taxonomy places the organism in Eukaryota, Metazoa, Chordata, Actinopteri, Salmoniformes, Salmonidae. Gene Ontology annotation, biological process: protein O-linked glycosylation. Gene Ontology annotation, molecular function: polypeptide N-acetylgalactosaminyltransferase activity.
AUGGCUGGGGCACGGCGGAUAAAAACUUUGUUGACUUUAAACAUCUGCGUUUUUGUGGGCAUUAUACUGUUCUCGAUUUACUGCAGAAUUCAGGAUCGCUCAGAGGAAUUCAUGAAAAACGGCAGGACUACUGAGCAAAGAUCUAACGGUAGAAAUGGAAAAAUCACCAACUUUGUGGACAAGCAGGCAAUUCUUCAAAGGCUCGAACAUCUUGAGGACGUGGUCUACCAUCAAUUAAACGGGCUGGGAAAGCCGGUUGGAUUGCUGGAGGGACAAAUGGGUCUGAGACAGGGGCAGGCCAGGAACCCUGCAACCCUGAGAAACCCUGUCCGUGACCCAGAUGGGGGAAAGUACAAAGAUUAUGGCUACAAUGCACAGCUGAGCAAUCAAAUCCCUCUGGAUAGAUCCAUUCCCGACUACAGGCCGAAAAAGUGCAAGCUGAUGACUUACCCAGAUGACCUCCCUCAGAUGACGGUGGUGUUCAUCUUUGUAAACGAGGCCUUGUCUGUGAUCCUACGGUCAGUCAACAGCCUGGUCAAUCACACACCUGCAUACGUCCUCAAGGAGAUCAUCCUGGUGGACGACAACAGUGACAGUGUGGACCUAAAGCUGAACCUGGAUCAGUAUGUGAAUAAGAAUUAUCCAGGCCUAGUGAAGAUUGUCAGAAAUAGCAGACGAGAGGGACUUAUACGGGCCAGAAUCCUUGGAUGGAAAGCAGCCACUGCACCAGUUGUUGGCUUCUUUGACGCACAUGUUGAGUUCAACACAGCAUGGGCAGAGCCAAUCCUAACAAGAAUCAGGGAGGAUCGAACACGUAUUAUUCUGCCGUCGAUUGACAACAUCAAGCACAACACGUUUGAGGUGCAUCAGUAUGCUAACGCAGCCCAUGGCUACAACUGGGGCCUGUGGUGUAUGUACAUCAUACCCCCUCAGGCCUGGCUGGACAGAGGAGAUCAGACUGCCCCCAUCAGGACCCCUGCCAUGAUUGGCUGUUCCUUUGUGGUGGACAGAGAAUACUUCAGAGAGAUUGGCCUUCUAGACCCAGGCAUGGAGGUGUAUGGAGGAGAGAACAUUGAGUUGGGCAUGAGGGUAUGGCAGUGCGGAGGGAGUAUGGAGGUUUUACCUUGUGCUCGGGUGGCACACAUUGAACGCACCAAGAAACCCUACAACAACGACAUUGAUUACUAUGCCAAGCGCAAUGCCUUGAGGGCAGCCGAGGUAUGGAUGGAUGACUACAAAUCCCAUGUAUACAUGGCCUGGAAUAUCCCCAUCAAUAACCCUGGGGUUGAUUUUGGAGAUGUUUCUGAGAGAAUCGCCUUGAGGAAGAAAUUGCAAUGUCGCAGUUUCCAGUGGUACUUGCAGAAUGUGUAUCCAGAGAUGCGAGUGUACAACGACACCAUCACCUACGGUGAGGUGCGGAACAGCAAGGCCAGUGGCUAUUGCUUAGACCAAGGACCAGAUGAUGACAGCAGUCCAAUUCUCUACCCGUGCCACGGCAUGACAUCUCAGCUGGCCCGUUUCACCUCAGCGGGACUUCUGCAGCUAGGUCCCCUGGGCUCCACUACGUUCCUGCCCAACACCAAGUGUCUGGUGGAUGAGGGACGAGGGAGGACGCCAAGUCUAAAUAAAUGUGAGGGAAUGUCACGCUCAUCACAGAGGCUUUGGGACUUUACUCAGAAUGGCCCAAUAAUCAGCAGAGACACUGGUCGUUGUUUGGAAGUAGAGAUGUCCAGAGAGGCCAGCUUCGGCCUGCGCCUGGUGGUCCAGAGGUGCUCUGGUCAGAAGUGGACUAUUAGGAACUGGAUCAAACCUCCACGACACUGA